AUGCGCCCCCAGGUCCUCGCCUCGGCCCUCCUCUCCGCCGCUCGCGCACAGAGCAUCUCGGCCUGUCCAACCACACGAACAACAACCGCCGCAGCUCUCAGGACAACCUUUGCCACUUGCCCGAUCACUACUUCGAGGCUAUUUAGCACCAGCCCGCCGCACAGCUCACUCGUCCGCCCGCAGGCCGAGACGACGACCAGCAAGCAGGAAAUCCCCAUCCCGACGCCCUCAGCCCCCGCCACCAUGUCGACGCCCAUCUCAGCCAACUCGGUGCUGGAGCUGAUCAAAGCCCGCCGGUCCUACUACCAGCUGACCAAGGACCUGCCCAUCCCAGCGUCGCGCGUCGACGAGAUCGUCAAGGAGGCGCUCCUGCACGUCCCGUCGUCGUUCAACUCGCAGUCGAACCGCAUCGUCGUACUAUACGGCGCGGACCACGACAAGCUAUGGGACAUCACGUCCGAAAUCCUGAAACCCUACGUCACCGACGAGGCCGCCUGGGCCAGCACGGAGAAGCGCAUGGCCGGGUUCCGCGGCGGCGCCGGCACGGUCUUGUUCUUCGACGACCAGGAGACCGUCUUCGAGUAUCAGAAGAACGUCCCGCUGUACAAGGACAAGUUCCCGGCCUGGGCCACGCAGUCGGAUGCCAUGCUGCAGUUUGCGUGCUGGACGGCGCUCGAGGCCGAGGGGCUUGGGGCGAAUCUUCAGCAUUACAACCCUUUGAUUGAUGAGCGCGUUGCUAAGGAGUGGGGUGUCCCGACUACUUGGCAGCUUAAUGCACAGCUCGUCUUCGGCGGCCGCGCUGGCGAGCCUGGGCCUAAGACUUUCAAGCCUGUUGAGGAGCGCUUUAAGUCCUUCGGUGCUUAG
Anthostomella pinea is the source of this 864-nucleotide messenger RNA. Lineage: Eukaryota; Fungi; Ascomycota; Sordariomycetes; Xylariales; Xylariaceae. The record is from the annotation of a GenBank genome assembly.